Suillus subalutaceus is the source of this 6968-nucleotide messenger RNA. RefSeq names its product P-loop containing nucleoside triphosphate hydrolase protein. The transcript has 14 exons. NCBI's taxonomy places the organism in Eukaryota, Fungi, Basidiomycota, Agaricomycetes, Boletales, Suillaceae. Gene Ontology annotation, molecular function: ATP hydrolysis activity; helicase activity; ATP binding. The coding region runs from base 53 to 6832 and encodes 2259 amino acids. The record is from RefSeq and is a predicted model, not a curated record.
CGAACGUAUUCUUUUCUCCACACCACUGCCGCCACCCAAGAACACCCAGAAAAUGUCUGAUCGACGAGUGGCCUUGCUGAACAAACGGUUCUUUGAUGUUCUCAAGGGCAAAGUCCCUAUCGAGCCACGAAACUGUCACUUGUUUCUCGAUUCUAUAUGUUCCCAACCAGAUGUUGCGGUAUGCGUAAGCAAGAUAGUGGGAGAAUCAAAAGGACCCUCUAUUGUGCAGGAGGCGAUGCGACUGGACUUGUCGGCAGAUUUUAUGAAUGGCAUUGGUGCUGAUGUUCUUGUAUAUCUCCUCCAGGCCACAAGCAUCAGCAGCAACGUGCUAGAUCACCUGUUUAUCCAAAUAGUCGAACCAGAUUUCUUCUGGUCGGUGUUUAGCCACGCUUUUGCUCGUGGAGAGCUACUUGAAAAAGCUCAACGUGCCUUCGCUAGCCUCCUCCUUCGGCUAUUGAACCUCUCCAACCACGACACAACACCCUAUCUCGAACUAGCUGGCAGGCCAAAUGUGCUCCCAAAACUCACAGGCUCUGAAAACUUGGAAGUCCGCCUUAUUGGAGAGAAGAUUAAGCAUAUCCUUUCGACGUAUGGCUCCUCAGCCCCUCCCCCGGCUGCCAAUGGCCCAGGUGGACGACAUGACAAUGAUUUUGUCAAUUUUCGCGAUAUCGCUAUCCUUCCCACAGCCGACGAAAUUAGAUCCAAACAGCUACCAUUCCUGCGCCGUAGCUCGGAGUUAGAAGAUGAAUCCGGAGAAAGCACUCGUACCGCGGAUUAUAUCGACAACACAUUUCGCCUUCUUCGUGAAGACAUGAUAGCGGAGAUGAGAGAAGAACUUCAAGCACUGGAAGGAAAGAACGUCAAGCGCCACCGCGCUAACCUGAUAGACGGUGUCAUACUCAAAGGCGUUUAUCAUGGCACUGAUGAUCGGAAGAUGCUGUGGGGAAUAACAUUGGAGUGUGUCGACGAGCUGCCAUCUCUGAAGCGCAUCCCCCCGAAGGACAGGAAAGCGUACCUCACAGAUGAUCACGCUGGCUCCAAGAUCCUUCGUCACCAAUCACUCGUCUGCGUGGUGGUUGAUAACGAAGUGGUCGGCUUUGGCACUGUGAACCGGGUGGAAGAUCUCUUGAUCUGCAGCCCUCCUAUUAUCGUCAUUCAACUAGAUGGGCGGGCGAGUACAAGCAGAACCAUCCUCCGGCUCCGCAAUGCCAAAAACGCAAAGCUCCUCCAGAUUGACACUGCUCUCUUUGCUUUUGAGCCGGUGCUCAAGGCAUUGCAGAAGACGCAGCACAUCCCAGUAUCGGAUGAACUGCUGUUCUGGAAGCGUGGUGUUACUCUGCAGAACCCCCCGCAGAUGGCUGAUGGCGUUAUCACAGCCAUUGAAGCCAACCGUUCUGGAAACUUGCAACACUUGCUUCAGACCCCCAACCCUAUACAACUAGAUCGCUCGCAAGCUUUGUCGAUUCUUUCUGGCCUGACUCAGAGGGUGUCUUUGAUACAGGGUCCUCCAGGGACCGGAAAGUCAUUUGUGGGCGCCCUCUUAGCAAAAGCACUACACGACUUCACCGAUCAGACGAUUCUUGUUGUUUGUUACACCAACCAUGCCCUGGACCAGUUUUUAGACGAUCUUCUCAAAAUCGGCAUUCCUGAUGACCAUAUGGUUCGACUCGGAGGUAGAGCUAAACCGCAGCUGGCGCAUCUCAACCUCUUCAGUCCUAGCCAGAGAACGUCCCAGUCCCCGCGGACUAAGGUGGAUUGGACCAUGAUCGAUGAAUUCAAGGCCAGACUUAAAUAUCUAUGCAGUCGCCUGGACAACUCCGUUGCAGAGUUCAUGGCACAUAGGAUUCGUUAUGAGGAUAUCUUGACGCAUAUCGAGUUCGAGGAUGAGUCUUAUUUUGAGGCUUUUCGCAUUCCCAAGUCAGAUGACGGCAUGGCCACUGUAGGCCGCAAAGGUCGGGAGAUUGACCCCACGUAUCUCAUCGCGCUAUGGGAAAGAGGCCAAUCGAGUCGCAUUUGGACUACUCCCUUGCCUGCCCGUAAGAACUUGAUGGCAAAAUGGACAAAUGACCUUCAGAGGCAGAUGGUAGAUGAUAUUGGCUCCGUUGGCCGAGACUACAACAAUUGUCAAAUAGAUCUCGCCCGGAAGCUUGGCGAGUCGUUGGUCGCAACGCUCAAGGCGAAAAGGAUCAUUGCAUGUACAACGACAGGUGCCGCGAAAUUCACUGAAGACCUCCGAACUGCUGCUCCCGAUGUCGUCCUUGUGGAGGAGGCUGGAGAGAUUUUGGAGAGCCAUAUCCUGACUGCUUUUGGCGCAAACACAAAUCAACUGAUCCUUAUUGGAGACCACAAGCAAUUGAGACCGAAAGUCAAUAGCUAUGCCCUCCAGGUCGAGAGUGACCAAGGAUAUGACUUGAACAGGUCGCUCUUCGAGCGCCUUGUUCUAAAAGGAUUCCCUCAUGCUACUCUCACCGAGCAACAUCGUAUGCGGCCUGAAAUCUCCGCCCUUGUUCGCGAACUCACAUACCCCGAACUCACUGAUGCCGCCAGCACCCGUGGCAGAGACGAUAUUCGUGGGAUCCAAGAUAAUAUCAUUUUCGUCAACCAUGCUCACCCUGAGGACAACGAGGGCAGAGUCAGUGAUCGCAGCGAUCUUGGUUCUACAACUUCAAAACAAAACUCUUACGAAGCCGGCAUGGUUCUGAAGAUUCUCUCCAAACUUCGGGAAUAUCUCAAGGCAGACAAUGACCCGGUGUUGAAUGACCUCGACUCUUUUGACUUGGUCCGUGCGGGGUUGCUCUCUCCAGACGCUGCAAAAGCAUCCAAAAGGAAGAUAAGACUUGCUACCAUAGACAAUUACCAGGGAGAGGAAAGUGAUAUCGUGGUUACUAGCUUGACACGAUCGAAUCCUGAUGGCGCUAUCGGAUUCAUGAAGUCCCCUGAACGUUUGAAUGUCCUCUUGUCUCGGGCCCGUGAUGGUCUUAUUCUCAUCGGCAAUAUGGACACGUUCGAGAGCAAGUCCACCCUUUGGAGUCGUCUAUUCAGUCUUCUCAGACAGGCUGCACACAUCUAUGAAGGGUUCCCCGUUAAAUGCGAGCGCCAUCCUGCGCGGAAGGCCAUUCUGCGAGAUGCUAAUGAUUUCGAUGAUCGAUGUCCAGAUGGUGGUUGUUCGGAACCUUGUGGUGCCAUGCUCAGUUGCAACGUGCACCCUUGUCCCUCAAAGUGCCACCAACUUUCUGAUCACUCCAAAAUACUUUGCCAACAAGUGUUAUUUGGAAAAUGUACGGCAGGCGUCCACAAAGUUUCAUGGAAGUGUCAUCAAGGGCCUCGCACAAAAUGCACUCCGUGCGAGAAGGAUGCAGAUCGCACUGAAAAGCAAUUACUGCGCGACGCAGAAGUCCAGCAAAAACGCGAUGCCGAGCAAGCUGGCUUUGAUACUCAAAUGGCUGAAAUGGAUGCGAGACUUAAGGCCGAGGUCGAAGUUAUUGCAGAUGCUAAUACCGCGAAGCAGAGAGAGGCUAUGCUUAAGCAGAAGGAACGGGAGAUCGAAGAGGCAAAAGUUCGCGCGCAGAAAUUAGCAGGUUCCUCGAAAGACGGCACCAAAAAAAGCUCUGCCGCUCGCGACGACUGGGAGUCACAGAAGAGACUCUUAGGCGAGCAAAACGAUGCGAUUGAUAGUAUUAUGGCGAUGACUGGACUGGAAGGAGUGAAGUCGCAAGUUCUACAAACCAAAGAGAAGCUAGACUUGAUGAAACGCCAGGGAAUACCUGCGAACAAGGAGCGUCUGAACCUUGCACUCUUGGGAAAUCCAGGAACAGGGAAGACAACGGUCGCAAGGCUAUAUGCCCAGUUUCUUGAAUCGAUACAAAUUCUUCCAGGAAGCGCAUUUAAGGAAACCACAGGAGCGAGCUUGGCACAUGAUGGCGUCGGUGGCGCAAAGAAGCUCAUUGAAGACGUUAUGAAAGUUGGCGGUGGUGCCAUAUUCAUCGACGAGGCCUAUCAGCUGGUUAGUGCACAGGGUGGGUCUGGUACCGACGUUCUCGACUUCCUGCUAGCAGAGAUGGAGAACCGCGUUGGAAGCCUAGUUUUCAUCCUUGCCGGGUACAGCCGUCAGAUGGAGAAAUUUUUCAAUCAUAAUCAAGGUCUUCCGAGUCGUGUCCCGCAUCGAUUCACCUUCGAGGACUACACCGACGAAGAGCUCCUUGACAUGUUCGCUGAUCUGGUGGAGAAACAGUUCAGAGGCCAGAUGAAGGUUGAAGACGGCAUCCGGGGACUUUAUAGUCGAAUCGCAGUCCGACGCCUGGGUCGUGGACGCGGCCGCGAAGGGUUUGGAAAUGCCCGUGCACUGCAAAAUAUGUUUGCACAGAUACGUCAGCGACAGGCCGCGAGGGUAGGAAAAGAACGCAAGAACGGAUCGUCACCAGACGAUUUCUUGCUCGUUAAGGAAGAUCUUAUUGGUCCCAAUCCGAAUUCCGUUCUUCCGCAGUGCCCUUCAUGGAUAAAGUUACAAAAGCUCACUGGUCUUGAAUCCGUGAAGCAAUCUGUCAGCAACCUCUUCAACCUCAUUAGGGCGAACUAUCAUCGCGAGUUGGCAGAAAAGCAGCCUCUCGAUAUGGCCCUUAACCGAGUUUUCCUGGGCUCCCCAGGCACUGGCAAGACCACUGUCGCCAAACUCUAUGGUCAAGCACUGGCAGACCUAGGGCUUCUCAGUAACGGGGAAGUUGUGGUGAAGAACCCUUCAGAUUUUGUCGGGCAGCAUCUCGGGCAAUCCGAACAGAACACUAAGGCCAUCUUGGAGAGUACUGUCGGAAAGGUCCUGGUCAUUGACGAGGCAUACAUGCUGCAUAGUAAGAAUGGUGGUGCCCAUGACCCCUAUAAGACCGGCGUCAUUGACACCAUGGUUGCGGAGAUACAGAACGUACCAGGGGAUGAUCGGUGUGUUCUGUUAUUAGGAUACAAGGAGCAAAUGGAAGACAUGUUCAAGGCAGGUGAUGUUAAUCCCGGCUUUGCUCGUCGCUUUGCGAUUGAAGACGCAUUCAUGUUUGAAGACUUCACCGAGCCCCAACUAGAGGAAAUCUUUCAACGCAAGCUAAAUGACCAAGACCUUAGUGCAACAGAGAAAGCCAAGCAAGUAGCGCUUGGUCUUUUGAGCCGGAGAAAGAACCGUCCGAACUUUGGGAAUGGAGGAGAAGUGGAAAACAUGCUGACUUUUGCGAAAGAUCGAUAUUUAAAACGGCAGGCAUCGCAACCUUCCCAUCUGUCUCAGGACAUCGUCUUCGAACCAGAAGACUUCGAUCCUAAUUGGGACCGUGAUCAACACGCUGCAGCAAACUUGGCUCAGUUGUUCGAAGAUAUGGUUGGAUGCGAAGCUGUUAUUCAGAAGCUGGGAGAUUACCAGAGCAUGGCGCAAGGGAUGAAAGCAUCGGGACUAGAGAUGCGCAAGCAAAUCCCUACCAGUUUCAUCUUCAAGGGACCACCUGGAACCGGAAAGACGACCAUCGCAAGGAAAUUUGGUCAAGUCUAUUAUGACAUGGGCUUCCUCGCAGCCACAGAACUGGUCGAGUGUUCCGCAUCGGAUCUCGUUGGCGAGUACGUUGGCCAAACAGGUCCCAAGACGAAGAAACUUUUUGAGAAGGCCAUCGGCAAAGUCCUCUUCGUGGAUGAAGCUUAUCGGCUCAGCCAAGGUCAUUUUGCGCAGGAAGCCAUCGACGAAGUCGUGGGGCUGAUGACCAAUGAGAAGUUCAUGGGUAAGAUGGUCAUCAUCCUGGCAGGAUAUGAGAAGGAGAUGAACCAGCUUUUGGGCGCGAAUCCUGGGCUUUCCAGUCGAUUUUCCGAGGAGUUCAUUCUGCCUAAUAUGUCAUCGACCCGAUGCCUGGAGCUGCUUGACAAGGAACUGCGUGGGUCAAAGGUUGUCGUUCAAGGGCUAUCUGAUCCAUCAUCAUCACUAUACAAGGAGAUGCUAAGCAUCAUCGCUGAUAUGGCAAGCCUUGAAAACUGGGGCAAUGCACGUGAUGUAAUAUCUAUUGCGAAACGGCUAGCUCGCCCUGCGUUCAUCUCGGCCGGGAAAGCUCCAGGGAGUUCACUGGUCGUUACAUCAGAAGAUGCAUUGAGUAUCAUGAGAAGACAACUCUCGGAGCAACAAGAACGUCUCAACUUGCCCAGCAAGACGGUGUCACCAACCCCCGGUGUCCCACAGAUGGCUAUGUCAAGAAACAUCGCCCCUCCUCCUCCUUCAACCUCUCAGAGUGUGUCUACUUCAGCUCCUCCAAAGCCCCCUACUUCCAAGCCAUCUCGUAAACGAAUGCAGCAGCAACCCAAACCUCCCUUCGAUGGGACACCUCCGCUAGACACCACGGUUUCAUCUCAGACAAAUGACCAGGUGCAACGGGAUCCCGGUGUAGAUGAUGCCACUUGGACGAGGCUGCAGGCGGAUAAAGCAGCUGCGGAAGCAGCCGAAAGGGAUGCCGCUGAGGAGUUGCGAAAGCGUGAUAUUGCACAGCAGAAUGCCCUGAACGAGCUGCGAGCUGCUGCAGCUGCUGCACAGAAACUCGCGCAGAAACUAGCGAAUGAUAACGCCAAUGAACAGCUCAUGCGCCAACGAGAGGCCGCUCGCAUCCGAGAGCUAGGGGCUAAAGCUGCUCGAGAGAAAGCCUUGGCCGAGCUGAAGAAGAAGCAGCAAGAGGAAGAGAGGAGGAGGCGCGAGGAGGCUCGAGUACAGCAGAAGUUGCGGGAAAUGGGUGUGUGUGUUGCAGGCUAUCGCUGGAUCAAGCAGUCGCAAGGUUAUCGAUGUUCUGCUGGCGGCCAUUUUAUUUCGAAUGACCAGCUGGGUAUCUAGGUCAGAUUUGAUAUCUAAAGUUACUGUAUUGUAUGUCCAGAUGAUGAACCUACCUAGGUUGAAGUUGCAGCAAAUGGGUGUGUGUGUUGCAGGCUUUCGCUGGAUCAAGCAGUCGCAAGGUUAUCGAUGUGCUGGU